Molecule: messenger RNA, 390 nt
Organism: Guillardia theta CCMP2712
Lineage: Eukaryota; Cryptophyceae; Pyrenomonadales; Geminigeraceae
Exons: 5
Biological process (GO): hydrogen peroxide catabolic process; cellular response to oxidative stress; cell redox homeostasis
Cellular component (GO): mitochondrion; cytoplasm
Molecular function (GO): thioredoxin peroxidase activity
Source: RefSeq, a predicted model, not a curated record
GUUGUGCUCUUCGCAGUCCCGGGUGCCUACACUGGAGUCUGCCAUCAGGCGCAUGUUCCCUCCUUCUCCAAGAACGUGGCUGCCUUCAAGUCCAAGAACGUCGACAAGAUUGUCUGCGUCUCCACCAACGACCCCUACGUUCUCAACGGAUGGGCUAAAGCUCUCGGGGACAAGGCCACCGGCAUCGAGUUCUACUCCGACUGUGACCUCGAGUUCACCAAGUUCAUGCACUCUGAGCUCGACCUCUCCGUCGCUGCCCUUGGUGUCGGAUCGAGGACGAACAGGUAUGCUCUGUUCGUGGACAAUGGAGUCAUCAAGUCACUCAAGAAGGAGGCCUCGCCGGGAGAUCUCAAGGUUUCGGACGGAGAUAGCCUCCUCAAGGAUUUGUAA